Messenger RNA from Entrophospora sp. SA101, 1374 nucleotides. The record is from the annotation of a GenBank genome assembly. Lineage: Eukaryota; Fungi; Glomeromycota; Glomeromycetes; Entrophosporales; Entrophosporaceae.
AUGGCAAAGCAUCAUCCAGAUCUUAUAAUGUGUAGAAAACAACCUGGUAUUGCUAUUGGGCGUCUUUGUGAAAAAUAUGUGAGACCUGAUACACUUGUUCGAAUAUGUGAUGAAUGUAAUUAUGGUUCGUAUCAAGGUCGUUGUGUGAUUUGUGGUGCUCCUGGAGUAUCUGAUGCAUAUUAUUGUAAAGAAUGUGUAUUGCAAGAAAAGGAUCAUUUUUGGGGCCCUGUUGCUAAUUGGGGUUUACCUUUAGCUGCAAUUGCUGAUAUCAAAAAAGAUCCAGAUAUUAUAUCACCUAAAAUGACUGUUGCAAUGUUAAUAUAUUCAGCAACUUUUAUGAGAUUUGCAUGGCAAGUAAUACCUCGUAAUCAUUUACUUUUAGCAUGUCAUAUGACAAAUGAAGCAUUACAAUUUGUACAAGGAUAUAGAUAUCUUGAUUAUUACCAUAUGGGAGGAAAAGAAAGAAAAUUAAAAAAAUUAGAAGAGGAAAGUAAAAAAUUAAAAGAAACGGCAGCAUCAACUACUACAACAAAAUUGCCAUCAUCAUCAUUAAAUAAUAAAUUUUAUUACGCUGAUCAAAUUGGCUCUCAAUCCAGUGCUAACAGUAGUAGUUCGCCUUUUACAGCUAUUCCAAAACGUAGAACAAGCAGACAUAACACGCAUUCAUAUUCAUUGUCGUCACCCUUAUCACAAAGUUUUCCAACGAGAAUUUCAACUUUUGAUGAAAUAGUAAGAAACAAAAUGAAUUCAACAACAUCACCAAUAUCACCUUCUUCAACAUUGCUACCAUCGCCGCCAUCAUCGCCACCGCGUAAUCUAUUUUAUCAAUCAUCUAUUAUGGACACUGCGCUGAGACAAUAUUCUCAACCACUACCAUCAACAUCAAAUGUCGCUAAAUCUUUUGCUUAUUCUUCCAACUCGCCAAGUUCUGCUACCAUUAAAAGACCUCCACCAAACAGACAACAAUCAUUGCCUUCAAUUGAUAUUACUGCUUUACCACCACCUACACGUCCACCGAAUGAUCCAUUGCCACCUGUUCCAGGUUUUUCACCACCACCACAACCAUCAUCGCAAUUACAAUCAUUAUUUAAAUCGCAACCGCAACCUCAAUCGCCACCACAAUUGAAAUCUCAUUUACAACCGCCACCACAACAGACCCCCCCUAGGCAAAUAAAAGAUAAACCAAUGAAUUCAGGAAACCCAUUUAUUGGAGAAUAUUCGGAUGAUGAUAAUAUUGAUCCAGAUUAUGAGGAGGAAUUGGUCGCAUCACAAGAAAAAGAAGAUAAUAAAUUUAUUGAAAGAGUUAUUAAAGAUGAUUUUAAUAUUAAUUCAGAAAAAGUGGAUAAUAGUCGUACUACAAGAUCAUCAAUAUGA